Messenger RNA from Impatiens glandulifera, 724 nucleotides. RefSeq names its product regulator of nonsense transcripts UPF2-like. NCBI's taxonomy places the organism in Eukaryota, Viridiplantae, Streptophyta, Magnoliopsida, Ericales, Balsaminaceae. The transcript is spliced from 3 exons. Bases 108 to 653 code for a protein of 181 amino acids. Gene Ontology annotation, biological process: nuclear-transcribed mRNA catabolic process, nonsense-mediated decay. The record is from RefSeq and is a predicted model, not a curated record. Gene Ontology annotation, cellular component: cytoplasm; exon-exon junction complex.
CGAGAUUCUUCAAUCUAAAAGAAGUAUACUACUCGUGCUUUCACACUGUUAACUCUCUACCCCACCCCAAAAAAUUUUUUUGUUUCAGAUUGGCAGAAGCUCUAGACAUGGAACCUACAGUAAUGCCAGAGGAUGGCCACACAACCAGGGUUACUACUGUGGGGGAAUCAUCAUUAACAAAUUCUGAUGAAGACACCAAAGCAUUUUAUGAAAGCUUGCCUGACCUUAGAGCUUUUGUUCCAGCUGUGCUUCUGGGAGAAGCAGAACCCAAGGCUAAUAACCAUUCUCCGAAGUCACAAGAGAAACCAUCUGAUUCACAUGAGCCAGACCAAAGUCAGAGCGUUAGCCAAGAACCUGUAGAGGCUUCCCGUGAAGCUGCAGUUGUUCAGGAGGGGAACAAUGAGAAAGCCAAAGACAAAGAUGCAAAAGAAAAGGAAAAGUGUAAGGAUCCUGAAAAAGAGAAAGGAAAAGACAAAGAUGCUGAAAGAAAAAUAGAAAAUGAAAAGGAGAAACUUAAAGGACUAGAGGGGACAAACUUGGAUGGUAUGUUGCAGAGGCUUCCAGGAUGUGUGAGCCGAGAUCUAAUUGAUCAAUUAACUGUAACCAUCUGUUCCAGCCUUGUCUUUUCUCUUUAUAUAAUUUUUCUACUGUGAAUACAUCUAGUUUGUUCGUGAAGAUUUUGGUAAAUAUGCAUUUUCUAUUUUCCAGGUAGAAUUUUGUUAUU